AUGCUCACCCCAUCGCCGCCGUUAUCGCCGCCACCGCCGCCGCCGCCGCCGCCGCCGACCAACGCGGUGGCUUUCGUGCGGUUGCCAAGCCCCGUGAUCAUCCCCCAACGGCGCAUCAUGAAUCGCUCGCGAGGAUUCGUCUGCAAUUAUUCGUCUUCUUUACGAAAUGCCGGUAUCGACGAAAAAGCAUUCUCAACUUUCAUCAACCAGCUCAACAGGUUAGCCGAGCUCAAACCUCGUGCCCAAGCUAUCGACUUUAGCGGAUUCGCACACUUGUGCUAUAAUACGCAUCACGACAUUUUCAUCUCCAUGGCUGUUGGAACGGCUUUCGAGACUGCUAAGAGCAUCCAACCUAGCACGGCUAUGAAUAAGCUCAUAGACAAGACGAACAAUGAACUCUUCAAGCCGAAGGGACUUGUAUGCCUUCUGAUGACUUGGGAACCCGAAGGUCCGGAAGGCUCUUCUUUGGAUCGUGCAUUUAGAUCAAGGCCAGUGCAGCGGGUAAAGAACGAGCGAAGAAGCAUGGAAAUACGGCCGAAGGCAAAUCUCAGCCCGUUCCAAGGGAUGGGGAUGUUCGAAUGGCUUCAGCCCACAACAUUCAAACGCAUCGACGGGGAUGCGAAUGUCUUGCCAGAGGCCAGAAUCUCAGCAACCCGCAACCAGUAUCCCUUGCAGAGUGACGACACAGAAUACAUUGACAGCCGAAAAAAUCAACGUCUUGCCGUACAUAAUCACCUGGAGCACCGCCAUGGGUCCCAGGUCGCAACGGUAGACUUCGGAGUUCGGGCUCGCUCACAGGAAGUGAUCCCGUUCCAACCAUCAGAGACCACAGGCCAGUCUAUGGGCCAGAUCACCUUGAACAGCUUGGACAGGUGUUCAGCCUUGUUGGAGGAGAAGAAGAUCAGCGACAGCGGGCUGAGCCCAUUCUGGAAUCCAGCCUCUGUCAUGUCGCCCGGAGAUGCCAAGGAGGGACAAACUGAGGAUCGCUACUUACGAAAAGACCCUAAGGAUAUGGAUCCUUUUAUCAGUACCCUUCCGCCUUCAUUCACUACCGGCGCGUUAAAGGCUUUAGAGACAGAAACUCUAUAUGUUCUGAUUGCCAAUAUGCCCGAUGAUGAGGAAACACAAAGAGGUACGAUUUAA
Molecule: messenger RNA, 1143 nt
Organism: Colletotrichum graminicola M1.001
Lineage: Eukaryota; Fungi; Ascomycota; Sordariomycetes; Glomerellales; Glomerellaceae
Exons: 2
Coding region: 1-1143 (380 amino acids)
Source: RefSeq, a predicted model, not a curated record